Camponotus floridanus (Florida carpenter ant) is the source of this 4649-nucleotide messenger RNA. Its product is annotated as zinc finger protein 808. Gene Ontology annotation, biological process: regulation of DNA-templated transcription. Gene Ontology annotation, cellular component: nucleus. The transcript is spliced from 3 exons. Lineage: Eukaryota; Metazoa; Arthropoda; Insecta; Hymenoptera; Formicidae. The record is from RefSeq and is a predicted model, not a curated record. Gene Ontology annotation, molecular function: DNA-binding transcription factor activity, RNA polymerase II-specific; RNA polymerase II cis-regulatory region sequence-specific DNA binding; zinc ion binding. The coding region runs from base 210 to 4277 and encodes 1355 amino acids.
GUGUGAAGAGGUCAAAUAAAAAGAAUCCUCGGGAAAUAUACAGAGAAAAUUCGCAAAUAGUUUCAUGCGGUAAAUAAGUUAGUGGCAGGUGAGAGAAGGUGAACGGACUAGAGCGAUAGAGAGAAAGGGAGGGAGCGAGAGAGAAGGAGAGAACGAGAGCCAGGCAAUCCAAUUCGCAAGUUGUUCCAAGUCAGUCCACCAAACAAAACAUGGACGCCGUAGAAAUAAAUACGUCGGGUCCGCCGCAAAGUGAGGACGCGAUCGCGUCCGCGGUGAAGAUAUGCCGCGUGUGCCUGCUCGACAACCCGAUGAUGCGCGACCUCUUCCUCGAGAGCGAGGUCGCGUCCCUCUCGAUGAAAGCGAUGAGCUUCACCAACGUUAAGAUGUUACCAGGUGACGGCCUACCGGCACAGGUAUGCUACAUGUGUGCCGACAAACUAGAGUCGGCAUAUGAAUUUAAGUUACAAGUGGAGCAAGCUGACAGUGUCCUUAGAGAUAGGUUUGUCGGAGGAAUAAUAAAGGAAGAAUUAUUUCUUAACGAGGUCGAGAUACACUUAGAUGAUGAAAGAAAUGAGGAUUUAGAGGAGAUGGAUGCCAAUUAUGAAUCUACUGUCACAGUUCUAUCAGAAGAAUCAGACGUUGAUAAGAACUUUUUAAAAGAGCAAUUAAUGAUCUUAGAACAUGAGAAGUUGACAAAUACAGAAGAAAUGCAACAAGAUCCAGAAGAUAAUUCAGAGGAGAUUACACAAGAAAUUAGUCAAAGCAUUGCAGAAGAGUCUCAGCAAGAAUUACUUGAUACAGAAGAUAAUGAUAUGUCAAGUACUAUCAAAGAAUCUAGGAAUCAAAAACUUUGUAUGAACGAAAAUAUCACUUCGAGUUAUAUGGAGGCGAUUCCAACAGAGGAACAUGAUUAUAUUAUGCAGCAACAGUGUGUGUUCCCCACUGACCAAUUUCCUUUGCAGGAAAGAAUACAAGUGGAUACACAAGUUGAACAAAGUAUAGCGGAAUGUCAAGAAACAUUAUCUGAAUUAAAUCAAGAGAAUAACACUCAACAAAUUCAUAAUAAUCAAGUUGAACAUAUUCAAGAGAAUCGAAUUGAACAAAUUGAAGAGAAUCAAGCUGAACAAAUUCAAGAAAACCAUGUUGAACAGAUUCAAGAGAAUCAAGCAAAUCAAAUUCAAGAGAGUCAAGUGGAGCAAAUUCAAGAGACUCAAGCAGAACAAAUUCAAGAGAAUCAAUUUGAACAAAAUCAAAAUGAGGAGAAUAAAUCUUUUAAUGAAGAAAUAUCUACCACUGAUAAUGAGCCGGCGAUAGGACAAGAUUCACCUCAAAACGAAACCAGAAGAAGUAAACGUAGAUUAGCUCGUCGGACAUUUGCUGAACGGGAUUCCGAUGAAGAGAAUUAUUUUGAGAAUCUGAAUCUCAGUUCUCGAUUGAAAAAAGCACAAGCGGAUAAAACGGAGAAGAUUUUCUUCAUGUGUUAUUUGUGUGACAAACAGUUCUUGUCAAAGAAUGUUCUGAAGGAGCACAUGCAUUCUCAUGAAGAAGUAAGGAAAGCACUCUCCCUAAAGAAAACGCCGGAGAAGCCGCAAAAAGUACAGACCAACAUCUCCACUACGAAGACUCCACCAUCUGGAAAAAAAGCCAACAAGUGCCCUUAUUGCGGUAAAGAGUAUCUGUAUAUAAUCUCGUUUACUAAGCACAUUAAACAGCACGAACGUGAACGAGAGGAGGCGAAAGAAGACCCUAUGCCGCUCGAAAUUUCAUUCCACGAAGAUGAGCACAGUCUAGACUUUGAUGGUAACAAUUCGGACAGAGAAUGUAGAAAACGAACGAGGAGAGGAAGUACAGCUGACGGAAACGACGAUGUCAGCGACAACGAUCAAGAUAAAAGAAGAAAGCGGAAUCGCGUUGAAGAAUUCGCAUGCGACAAAUGUCCGGAAAAAUUUGAUACGAAACGAAGUUUGCAAAAGCAUUCGCUCACACAUGUUAACUUCAAGUGCAACGUAUGUCACGACGAGUACGAUACUCUGGUGCAAUUGAGAAAUCAUCGAACGAAGCAUGUAGUUGAAGGCGUACUUACAGAGCAGGAUUUAGAAGAAGACAUGAAGCAGAUGAUGGCUAAGAGCGAUAACUACGAUGACGAAGACAAUAAAAACGAGGAGGAAGAGGAAGACGAUAAUGACGGCGAAUCCGUCGAACAAGCGAAGGAAUUCAAGUGUCAAAAGUGUCCAACGACAUUCUCGCGUAAGAAGUUGCUAUCAAAACACAUGGAGACGGCACAUUCUGGAGCUGGAAGCUAUGAUUGCAAGAUAUGUCGUCAACAGUUUACGCGGAAGGACCUUCUGCGCAGACACGCUGAACAGCACGCGCGAAUAAAAACUUACAAAUGUACUCAAUGCAACAAAACUUUCGGCAACGAGCUCACUCUGAGAAAUCAUCUAGUCGCCACGAAUCACAAGACGUUUAUACAUGGGCAAGAAUAUGAUCCAAACAAGCGUAUAAAGCGCGUGGCCGCAAAAGCGGCUCAGAAGAUCAUUGACAAGAUUAAAACGGAGGAUGGUCUGGAGGAUUAUGACGACGAUAACGACAAUGUCGAUUACGACGCCAAAUUAGACGGACAUUAUUACCGCCGUAAGCGUGACGCUACAUCAAAGAAUUGUAAGAAGGAAUUAGAAUGCGCGACGUGUAAUAAGAGGUACAGUUCGAAGCAAGCACUGACGAAGCACAUGGAACAACACGUGAAAGACGAGAAAGCGGCGGAGAAGUUGAAGAAGGCCGCUUCGGACAAGAAGGAGGCGCAAAAAACGAAUACAAUAGGCGAUAAUGAUGACGACGACGAUGACUCGGAUUUCGAAAGCGGUCUCGAUUGGCCGAUGGAUAGUCACGAAUGUGCCACGUGCAAGAAACGCUACAGCACGAAGAAAUCGUUGCUACGGCACCAGCUGCUACACGAGGAACCGAACUUCGAAUGCGACAUUUGCAACGUCAAGUUCUACCGUAAGGAUAAGCUAAAGGCGCACUAUGAUAAGUGCUCCGAGAAGAAUCCCGAUCAGGUGAGGAAGUGCAAUAUAUGCGGAGACAGUUUCGAGAACAAUGAGAUCCUGCGGGAACAUCGGGCCAAACACGUCACCGAGGGUAUCUUAACCGAAGAAGAUUUGCGGGACAUCGAACCGAAACCCGAGGAUAAGAAAUCGGGCGAGAAAAUCGGUCGAAAGAGAAGAACCGAUAUCGUGGGCCUCGAAUGCACCGAAUGCAAUAAACAGUAUACCUCCAGAAAGGGUCUCUUGCGGCACAUUCAAGUACACGAAGGUAAGAAAUAUUUGUGCGAUAUAUGCCCGAAGAAAUUUUAUAGGCGGGAACAUCUCAAAAUCCACGUGGCCAAGCACAAUAUGAUAAAGCCGUACAAGUGCACCCGAUGCACCAAACGCUUCAUCAAGGAGGAGCAGCUCAACAAUCAUCUGUCCAAACACGAUCGUACCUUCAAGAAGAACAAGGAAACCGAUAGCUCGAAGAGAUUCCUCUGCGAGAUCUGCAGCAAGAGUUUCACGCAGUCGACGACGCUGAUAGCUCAUUUGCGCGCGCACAACGGCAUCAAGCCUUACGUGUGCGAGGUUUGCUCUAGACCGUUCACCACCAACGCCUAUCUGAAGAUGCAUAUGCGCACGCAUACGCAAGAACGGCCGUACGUCUGUCAGUAUUGUUCGCGAGCGUUCGCGCGAGCCGACACUUUGGCGAAUCACUUGACAUCGCAUACCGGAGAGGCCAAGUAUCACUGCAAAUGUUGUCCGAAGAACUUCCGACGAUUGAAGUCAUUGAAGGAACACAUGUUUAUUCAUACAGGUCAACGACCUUAUGAGUGUCCGACUUGCGACCGCAAGUUCAACAACAACGGCAGCCGUUACGCGCACAGCAAACGUUGUAAGCAGAAUCUCUUGCAGAAUCAGAACCGUGCUCAGCAGAUGAUGCAGCAGCAGAUACAGCCGCAGCCGCAACAACAGCAACAGCAACCUCAAGUGCAGAUACAGGUACAGCAGCAGUCACAGGUCAGGAUGCAUCAGACCACGCUUGGCCAAGCGCAGGUUGUCAAAGCGCAAAACAUCAAGACGAUUGCUAUAGCGAGGCAGGCGGAACCGGUGACUACGGUGGCCACGUCGCAGCAAGUGAUGCCACAGGAGAUACUGAUGCCGCUCAUUUUGCCGCUUACUGUCACCCUCACUGACGUAGGCGAGGAGGUGAUACUACCCGAGGGUACAAAGAUAUUCACCACUUCUUAAUCGAGCCAUCAUCUUCUAUCCUUGGAUUAAGAUAUAAAAAGAAAGACAUACUUUUUGCGUAGCAAGAUACAUUGCAGAAUGUACAAGUUGAACGAGUUCUGUUCUAUAGCUCUCUCCGUGAUCCUCCCGUUUUCAUUCCCGCCCAAUUUUUUCGACGCCCACGGGAAAACUGGAAGCGAUGCUAUAUAACGUGAUACGCGACCGACAUUGUAUGCAUUAUCGUGAGAAUUUGCUUGCAUUGAAUAACAAAAAGUAUGCGUGAUGCUAGCUGUACUGUUAAUACUAAUAAUUAUGAAUUUCCAAAAGAGAAAGAGAGAGAUCAUUUUUCUCAAUUAUGUAUGAAUCGUUGAAGUUUAUUUUUACAACGGGUGA